AUGUGUUCUUUUUUGCCCGGACGGCACGGAUCAUUAGCACCAGCAUGGGGCAGUUGUGUAUGGGGAGUAAGUGUGCUUAUGUGUUGCUACUUUUGGGAUAUGCCGAGCGUAUCUGGCGAUAGCUUCACGCAAAUAGAAGGUAUCAUGGCGUCGGGCGAGACUCGAAACCCGAACGCAUUUCCCAUCCAAGGCCGCCACGCCAACCUACCUCGCCACGCUUCGUGUAUCCUCCUCCUCCUCCUCCUCCUCCUCUUCAGCAUCUUCUUCGCGGGCCUAGGCAGAG
Durotheca rogersii is the source of this 283-nucleotide messenger RNA. RefSeq lists its product as uncharacterized. The record is from RefSeq and is a predicted model, not a curated record. The transcript has a single exon. NCBI's taxonomy places the organism in Eukaryota, Fungi, Ascomycota, Sordariomycetes, Xylariales, Xylariaceae. The annotation marks the transcript as partial.